UGUAUUAUUUCAUUCCACAGACUCAAAAUAAAAAAAAACGAAAGAAAGAAAAAAAAAGGUAGUGUCCCCGCCCAUCUUCCUGUGUAACUGACCACUUGUUUUGCGUUCGAAUUCUAAGUUGGUUUACUUCUAUCGUUUCUCCUUUAUGACACUAUUUAAGAAAAAUGUCUUAUUACAUUAUUAUAUAUCAGAGAGAAUUCACCGACAACAAUACGAAUUUAAAUAUCGUGUAUUCAAGUAACCGCGAUAACAAACUAGUGCACAGAACACUUCCCACCCGUACAAUCAGAUCUUACCCUGUAAAUCCACUUAAAGAGAAAAAAACUCUCCCUCUUAAAAAAUCCAACAAUCCUACUUACAUAAAUCCAUUCAUCUAAAACACCCAAGAAUCGGAGAAAAACCGAUUUGAAAAAAAAAGAAAAAAAAAAAGAAAAUGGCGUCCACAGUCUUAGCGGUGCGGAGGAAUACACACGUUGUAGAACUCACGCCUUAGGAAGUUGUUCAGUCUGUUCAGCCUGUACAAUCCCCCACAGUGUUCAGUCUCCUUCCUCGCUAUGUUCUCGAAGUGAUUUUGAAGUUUUUUGAAAUCCCACCCCCCCUCCCCUCUUUUUUCUCUCUGCCUUUUUCCCCCUCGUUCGCAAGGCAGCUGACACGCCCCGGGAAGAGAGAAGGAGAGAGAGAGGGAGAGAGAUAGAGAGAGAGAGAGAGAGAAAGGAUAUUCGGGCUUGUGGCUGGGAAGUGUAUUUCUCGAGUGGGAGUUCUGUUGAGGUUGAGCCCUGCACCUGUACCAUGGGCUGCUGUACAGCACCUGCAGCUAUGCCGGAGGAGAAGGCGGGGAAGGGGGAGAAUGGGGUCGGUGUGGAGACGAAGACCUCAGGAUCCCCUAGCAAGUCCCCCUCCAAGGCUCCGAGGGGGAAGAUGGUCCUCUCCCGGGUCAAGCUCCUUGAUGGGACCGAGUGCGAGGUGGCGGUGGAGAAAAAAGCCAAGGGCCAGGACCUCAUCAACAGUGUAGCUGACCGCAUCAACCUUCUGGAGAAGGACUACUUUGGCCUCAGUUAUAUGGACCACAACAACUACAAGACUUGGCUCAACCCGGAGAAGAGAAUCUCAAAGCAGGUCAAGGGGCCAUGGGAGUUCAACUUUGAAGUCAAGUUCUAUCCCCCUGAUCCAGCUCAGCUGGCCGAAGACAUCACCAGAUACCAACUCUGUCUUCAGGUACGGCAGGACAUCUUGACGGGCAAACUUCCAUGUUCUUUCGUUACACAUGCACUGCUAGGCUCAUACAUGGUACAAGCAGAAGUGGGAGACUACGAUGCCAAAGAACAUGUCGGCACAAGCUACUUGUCUGAGUUCACAUUUGCACCAACCCAGAAUGCCGAGCUGGAGGAGAAGGUUGUGGACCUACACAAGACACAUAAAGGGCAGACGCCUGCAGAAGCAGAACUACACUAUCUAGAAAAUGCAAAGAAAUUAGCAAUGUACGGUGUUGAUAUGCAUUCAGCUAAGGAUUCAGAAGGUGUAGAUAUCAUGUUGGGUGUUUGUGCAUCAGGCCUCCUUGUUUAUAGAGACAAAUUACGCAUCAAUCGAUUUGCAUGGCCCAAAAUCCUCAAAAUCUCAUACAAGCGAAGUAACUUCUACAUCAAGAUUAGACCUGGCGAGUUUGAAACCUUUGAGUCGACAAUCGGGUUCAAAUUGCCCAAUCACAAGGCAGCUAAGAGACUUUGGAAGGUGUGCGUGGAGCACCACACCUUUUUCAGAUUAAUGACUCCAGAACCACCACAGAAGCAAGGGCUUUGGCCACGGUUAGGGUCAAAGUUCCGAUAUUCUGGGCGGACACAGUACCAGUCCCGCAUGGCAGCUAAUCUCAGUGAUCGAAACAAUCCAGAAUUUGAGCGAACGCUAAGCCGUAGAAAACUGUCUUCAAGAAGUAUGGAUGGACAGAGAGCUCAGGGUACGGGGCUCACUUAUGACCCAGAGUCAGCCCAAAAGAAUGCUAGCAACCUGUCGCAGGGGCCUCUCCCCCCACACACAGGUAGUCUUGCAUGUGGUACUUGGUUCGACAUCAAUAAUCAUGCUUCUGAUAUAGUGCAAGAAAUGCCAUAUAUUGAUUCCUUCGGCUUCAAUGCCCUGGGAACCCGCACUGGCGAGACACCCGAGAUGUCCAAGAGGCACACCAUGUCCCACCCUCCCCCACACAUCCCUGGCUUGGAGGACGCCCCAGGCAAGGAUGGGGCCAACAAGGCGGGCAGCGGAAGGGACACCCCCUCAGCCGAGGAGCGCACCCCAGAGAAGAAAGAUAAGAGGAGGGCUAGCAGGAGUAGCGGUGCAUCCUCCUUAAGCUCAGUCAGUUCGGAGGAGGGAAGCUUUGUACCGCCUGCAGGGGACAAAUCCAAGAAACCCGUGGGAGGUGUGGCAGUGCUGCCAAUGGCAGACUUGAUGAAGGCCACCAAGAAGCGUGCCGAGAAGCUGGCGCAGGCUGAGGAGGAGGCAGCGAAGAAAAGCGGUGCUCCCCCCUCGACCACCCCCCCACCUGGCUACAAGACCAUGGAAGGCCGGAAAUCGGGUCGUGAAAAGGAAGAGGAUGGAGAAGGAGGGCAGACACCAGGGGACUCUAGUUCGGCAGACCCCCUCGUCAAGACCCACCGCACAGUCUUCCAGAACCCGAGUGCAACUGAGGCUGCUGGCUCUCCUGGCUCACCCCCCUUUACCCGGCAGUACUCGUAUGAGGAGCUAGAGACGGAACCCAGGAGGCCCUACAGCCCCACCGGCCAUGGCUUCAAGUAUGAGGGCAGGUCAGGAGAGGGCCAGGAUGAAGUCAAUGACCCCAUGGUGGUGGAGAAGCGACGAGGGCAGGCCCAGGCCUUCAACUAUGCGCCAGGAGAGGACUCUAAGGUGGCUGAGACGGCUGAGAAACGCAAGACAAGCCAGUUGGAUCAGAGUCCAGGUUCUGGUGCCAUGGAAGAGGAUAGGGGUUUAUCCUCCCCAGACACAACAUUGCCAGAGACUUCAGUUGACGAGAGCAUGCUGAACACUUCAGCUGAUUCCACGGGCAUCAUGGCUGGGUUCCUUGCUGGCAAGAAGGGCAAGAAGGAGAAGGACAAGAACAAGAAAGACAAAAAGGGAAAAGAUAAGCAGGAUAAAGAUAAAGGUAAAGACAAAGAUAAAUCUAAAGACAAAGGCAAAGACAAGGAUAAGGACAAGGACAAGAAGGCAGCAGCCAAACAGGAGAAGGACAAGAAGGAGAAGGGGAAGAAGAAGGGACGAUUUGGAAUCUUUGGAGGGAGGGACCGCAAGGCUUCAACCAGCAGCAGCAGCAGUAGCAGUGACAGCUCAAGUGACAGUUCAGAUGACAGCUCAGAUGAGAGUGUGGUAGUGGAGAAUCGGGAGGGCACAGAGCCCAAGGACAUUGAUUCAUCCAUGGUGGCCUCGGACCGAUCGUACGCAGCGGACCACUCGAACACUUCCCUCAUCGUGAACCCUGCAGCAACGAGCGAGCCCUCCUUCACGGCCGACCACUCGGCCUCGGAGCUGGUGGUGGAUCCCUCUGCACAGGCCACCCUGGAGAGCGCAGGAGGAGAGCUGACCUCGGCCUCCUCCACUGCACCCAAAAUUGUCAAGACCACUACAAAGAAGACCUUUGUGCAGGAUGCAGAGGGGGUCUCAGAGGAUAUUGUCCAGAGAGUGGAAGACCUGGGGACAGGAGAGGUUGAGUUGAACACCCAGAGCCAAAAGGCUGAGCAUGCUGAGGGUGAGGGAGAGAAGCCUCAUGUUGUAGCUACAACUGUUACCACCAUCACGGCCCAGAGCAUGGAGGACAAGAGCACCAAGGAACGGACGCAGCAGGUCCAGGAGAAGACUUUCGCAUCCACCACCAUGACAACUGGCACAACACAGGAGCAGACGGUGGUGACGCAGGAGGUGAAGAAGCAGUCGCGCUCCAUCGUCCCUCAGGAUGCGGUGGCCAUUGACAAGCAGGGUCAGGGCGGCCAAGCUGCUACCCCCUACUACCCCCCGGGAGACUUUAGCGGCAAUGCACGCGCCCGAACCCUCUCCAGCGGAAGUGACGAUUCAGGCACCUCAGUCGAUCCCUUGGACUCUGAUUAUGAUUUUGUCAACAAGGAUGGCAUUGUACCGACCGAGGCCCAGAUGUUUGACGCUAGUGGCGUCGACACCUCCACCAUGAGCGUGGAAACCCCCCCUGUGGUAGAGACGGAGUUGCGCAAGGUGUCUGUGCUGGGAGGAGAGCUUAUUGACGAGGAGAAUGCCGAGGUGAUCAGCUCUCAGGCCAUCACUUCCCGAACCCGCACUGUAGAGACCAUCACUUACAAAACUGAGAAGGACGGGGUAGUGGAGACCAGAGUGGAGCAGAAGAUCACAAUCCAGAGCGACGGUGACCCAAUUGACCACGACCGCGCUCUGGCUGAGGCCAUCCAGGAGGCCACCAGGAUGAACCCAGACAUGACGGUUGAGAAAAUCGAGAUCCAGCAACAGUCUACGGAGUAAGAGUUGAAUUCUCCCAUUGAGACAUCAGAGACCCAGUGUUGACUCCUUUUACAUGGCAGCUUUACCGAGAUAACCACCACAUCGGCUUUUGAAACAUUUUCCCCCAUUAAGAUUUGAGUCCCGCAUGCUAGGCCACUGCUCGGCAAUCCGGGUCGUUUUGCUUCUUCGGCAGCAACACGGGCCUAUAAAAAAUGAUGAAAAAUAUAAGCGAUAGGCAGCCCCCUUUCUUAGAGUCUAUAGUUUUUCUGACAUUAACAUUUAGUUUUGACAAAAAUGUGCUUGCAAACUUACCAAUGUGUAAGCUGUGUUUAGCAGGGAAGUGAGUAGUAGAUCGAUACAUUGUGGCAUAUCCCAAUGCUUCUAACCCAGUAAUUUUGUCAGGUAUUUUUACCUGGUAUAAAAGCAAGAAAGAUAAAAAAAAAAACAAAAAAAAAAUAGAA
Messenger RNA from Penaeus indicus, 4943 nucleotides. It is a transcript of the gene cora, whose product is annotated as protein 4.1 homolog. Gene Ontology annotation, cellular component: plasma membrane; cytoskeleton. Gene Ontology annotation, molecular function: structural molecule activity; actin binding. The transcript has 21 exons. Lineage: Eukaryota; Metazoa; Arthropoda; Malacostraca; Decapoda; Penaeidae. Bases 790 to 4503 code for a protein of 1237 amino acids. The record is from RefSeq and is a predicted model, not a curated record.